Molecule: messenger RNA, 689 nt
Organism: Magallana angulata
Lineage: Eukaryota; Metazoa; Mollusca; Bivalvia; Ostreida; Ostreidae
Product: collectin-12-like
Exons: 4
Coding region: 59-514 (151 amino acids)
Molecular function (GO): signaling receptor activity
Source: RefSeq, a predicted model, not a curated record
GAAAUCAACAAAUAGGAUAUUAUCAAAAGUUUGUCUCAGCAAAGAGUCUGACUUAAUCAUGAUUAAAUUUGUCCUGGUAUUGUUUGCUUUGCAAACUUUUGCCAGCACCGAGAGGGUUUGCGAUGACGGAUGGGUACCAUACAAUAAUCAAUGCUACUUUUUCUCUACGAAGGCAGACAUUUUUCCAAACGCAGUGGCAAUUUGUUCCGGAAAGGGGUCAAAUUUGGUAGAAGUAAGAACGGCAGAAGAAGAAGCAUGGAUUUGGCUCCAAAGUCUUAUUCGUCGUUUUAAAAUUUUAUGGAUUGGCCUCACUGAUGUAGUGAAUCAAAAUAAAUAUGUGUAUCCAUCAAGUGGGAGAAAACCCAUUUAUACCAACUGGGAAAAGGGGCAGCCCCAAAUAGGGACCAAUGAGGAUUGUGCAGCCCUCCAAACGGGCAGCAGGAAGUGGCACGACUACCCUUGUCAUCAUAAGAUGCACUACAUCUGCAAAAAACCGGCAAAACAUUUUGCGUAGUUACACCUUGCCUCUGAUAACGCCUUGCAAGAUGAAUAUGUGUCAUUCAGUAAAUUUAAAGCUGUUGCAAAACGACCAUAGGGUCAUUUUAGGCUAGUCAUUUAAGGAACUUUUCAGUUGACUGAAUGGCAGAGCUUUAUCAAAUAGGCGAUAUUUUCACAAUAAAUUUUUGAAA